GAGUCGAGGAUCAUGUAAUUCCCUCCAAAUGCUGAGGUAGAAGUUAGAAACACCAUUAGUGACCAAACUGCAGCAACAAGAAGAGAAAAGGUGCCAUGCUUUGUAAAGGACUUUAUCAAUAGUUGUGCUUGUGGGUUGGAUGGACAAUUCCCCUGUGAUCCUCAUGUUGGGCCUACCUAUUGGACGGGUUGGAUGUUGUACACAUGACAUAGCAGCUAGUUGGCAGUUGGAUAAUGAAAUUGGUGAUAGGUCAACUAGCGAUGUCGUUGUCAGGUUACGGACGCACGAGGGCAGGGAUGAUUGGUUUUACUGCCACUCUCACGUACUCGUAGAAAAGAGCAAGUACUUUGCCGAGCGUCUCUCUGAGGAUUGGCCAACAUGCCAGAUCCUAGACUCCCGUAACUGUGUUGAAGUAUACUGCCAGGAAUCGGAUUUUGACCAUCACGUUAGUGCUCUACGCCUCCUUUACAUUCCUGACGACUCAAUGCCCAACACCUGGCAUGGCGUCAAAACUACACUUGGCAUCAUUCAAGUGGCUGUCCAGCUAGGCUGUCCACAGAUGGUCCGUGCUUGUGUGGACUACUUGGAAGCAGUCCCUUGGGAGGAGGCUGAGGAGGAGGAGAUUCUAAGAAUCAUCCCAGCCCUUGGAUCACAAGCUGAACCGAUCCUUGCCCGUCUUCAACCAGUUGACCCUACGGCCAUCGUCAGAAUUUUCUUCUCGGCCAUCCAUUUUGCCACAUCAUCGCCCCCUCCGUCAAUGAAUGAUCUGAAAUCCUCUGCCCAGGAGCAGCUUGAGUAUAUGCUCACCGAGGAUGAUGAUGCCCCACUGCUGACAGCCGAUGACAGAAUAAAAUCUGAGGUUAGAAAAUGUGUGAACAGUCUCUUAACCAGAUUCUAUAGCGAGCUAGAGACUCUGGUUAGUGGGCCAGAGGACUUGGAACCAGUGAUGGAAGGGAAGCAGAUGCUACAAUCCCUCUUAUCAGACCUAGCAUGGGCUUGCCAGAUAUUGAUCAAGUUGGAGAUGAUGAAGGAUUUCGUGCACAGUUGGGUAGAGAUGUCAGACAAGAUAGUGGAGGCUGUGGACGAUGGGAGUUUAAAUUUCGAUGCACUUGAAAAGAAAUUAAAAGUCAUUGAGGUCGCUGCUAAGGUUUUAGAAGUCAUUGGAUAUGGGAAUGUGAUCCUUCCAACAGCAAGGCGACUUCACAUGGUAAAGGUUUGGCUUCCUUUUGUACGGAGGACAAAGCCAAUGCUUGAUUCUGAUGGUUUCGAUGGUGUUGAUCGGCCUUCCUUUAAGAUGGACAGCGAGCUUUGGCAGAGCAUUGAAUCUGCGUUCAUAUCAAUCGUGCUCGCUUUGCCAUCAGGGGACCAGGCACAGAUCUUGGCUGAUUGGUUGAGCGGUGAGAAUGUCCACUUUCCGGACCUGACUGAGGCAUUCGAAGUGUGGUGUUACAGGUCCAAGGUUGCAAAGAGAAGGAUGGCAGCAUUACGUGGCGGUAGAAGUGGAUUUGAACCCAUGAGCUCAAGCAGUGAAGGAAACAGUGUCUACACCACAGCUAUUUUGCUUUAACUAGGCUAUUUUUGUACCUAAACCAUUUCCAGAGUAUCUAUCAUUAGAAUAAGAAGAUCCUAGUUUAAUUAUUAUAAAAACUCAAGUCUAGUUGAAUCGAGUCUUUAAUUCUACCUGACUCAACUGGAUAUCGAGAUGAGUGAAGUUGUAGUUGGUUGUUGCUGCUGGUUCUCGUUGGCUCUUUGGAGGGAUGUGUGGCUGAUGAUGGUUGGCUGUGGAUAAUGUAUGGGGCCAUAGCUGAAGGUUAGGCUGGGUGAUUUCUAUCUAUGGAUGGUGUGAUGUGGCUUUGUAAUGAAUGGGUAGCAGAUGGUGGAGAUGAUUCCUUUGUAUUGAAUGGGUAGCUUGGGGUGCUGUUAAUGGAUGGUUUGAUGGUUGAAAAGGUGGUUGUGUUUCUCUGUCCAGUUGUGGCUGUGUGUGUGCUGUAUUAGCCUCUCCAGGAGAUGCCAAAGAUUGUGGCUGUUCCAAGUCCUUAUCCCAAGUUCCACAUGAUGCUUAGACUGUCAUGGGGUUGGGAAAUGAUAGGAUCCCGGGGUUGCUGAUUUAAAGCUAUGGCUCUUUUGCCGUCCUGCUGUAGGCUUCUAAAGAUACUGAGGUUGCUGCGGUGGCCUUUAUGUCGCUGGUUUGUGUUGUAAGCUGUGGCUAUUUUGCUGUCAAUGCUUACAUUGUCUUUGAUGAAUCUGGGGUACUGAUUGGUGUGGCUCCGUUUGGUGACUGGAUUCGGUUUUUGUCAUUGCACUCUAUUUUCUUGUAAUUUAUUUGUUUUGUGCUGUA
Molecule: messenger RNA, 2338 nt
Organism: Magnolia sinica
Lineage: Eukaryota; Viridiplantae; Streptophyta; Magnoliopsida; Magnoliales; Magnoliaceae
Product: BTB/POZ domain-containing protein At3g05675
Exons: 5
Coding region: 140-1567 (475 amino acids)
Source: RefSeq, a predicted model, not a curated record